Messenger RNA from Chlamydomonas reinhardtii, 516 nucleotides. RefSeq lists its product as uncharacterized. NCBI's taxonomy places the organism in Eukaryota, Viridiplantae, Chlorophyta, Chlorophyceae, Chlamydomonadales, Chlamydomonadaceae. The record is from RefSeq and is a predicted model, not a curated record. The transcript has 3 exons. Bases 59 to 415 code for a protein of 118 amino acids.
CAACGAGGCACAGUCCUGGCAAAGCGUGUUACUAUUUAAUGACGUAUUUAUGAAACCGAUGCCGGGGAGUUGUUGUGAGGGAGGCCUUUACGUGCUGGUGGAUUUUAUCUCCUGCAAGGGAGAAGCCAUCAGCUGGUAUUGCUGUCGCUUCGGCAGCUGCAUCCCCACUGAUUGUGGUGCUGGCGGCUCCCUCGACACCUCCAAAUUCAAAUGUGAUGAAGUCACCACCUCCAUCGUGCAGACCGCGAUUGGCGCGACCACGGUAUCGCUGCAGGUACAUGACGGCCGAAUCACUGGCAACUACGACUGCAGCGCCCCGGGUGCCUCCUGCUGCGGUGGCGCUGGUGGCGCAUGCGCGGUCAUAUCGGGCGUGUGCGACGACGUAAUCGUGCCCAUCACAGGCCUCGACACGUAAGCGGCUUGUUCCAUUCGGACGGGAUGCUUCGGCGCCUAGGGUUUGACUGCAUGCAUGCCUGCCAUUACGGUAACUGCAGUACCAUGUAAGGUAGGAUGCCA